AUGGAACCAACCCUUGAAAACUGUAUUUUAGGCCUUUUAAAUCGCUUAGAUCGGGAAAGACUUCUUAUUGAAAUCAGUCAAUUAUUAGAAUCUGGCUCUUGGACAAUCCCAUUAAACAUCCUAAAAGAAAGCAAGCAAAGUGUCCAAAAUCUCGCAACUUCAGCUCCUGAUUUAUUCCUCUAUGCAGUAGCCUUUUACUACGUAAAAUUCAUCCAAUCAAUAAAUUUUAUAAAUCUAGAGUCUGAAUAUACUCUUAUACCUGAAUACCUAAAGACAAUCAAAAUUAUGAAAACUCUAUGCAGCAAAAUAAAUAUAGGUGAUGUGAAUUUUGAGCCUUUUCUAAAAAGCAUCAUUAAUUCCAUAAAUGAGACCUUCUUGUCUUAUGAAAGCAUUGAAAAGACCUUUGAAUCUCUAAAUAUCUUUAAAAAAAUUGAAGUUGACUUUGAAAUCCCUAUUUCAGGACAAACGCGAUGAUGCGAGUAUAUAGAUCUUGAAAUUCAAGAAUUUGUGAAAACUGAAGAAGACCUCAUGAAAAGCUAUUUUGUUAUAAAAACAGUAAAAGAAGCAUGAAACUUCGAUUUAUAUAGUUCUGAUCAAUCAUGGAUUGCAAAAGCUCGUAGACGGCUAAGAGAGGAAAAUGCAGUAACUUGUGAUAAAAGUCUUAUUGAGAAUAUUCUGAUAUAGUGCGUGCCCCCCGAUAGAUUUUAAAGGAAAAUACCCUUCAAAGAAAAGAUUAUUUUGAAAUUCCAAAAAGUCAAAUAUCAAUUUAAAAAUGUCGUUAUAUAUGUCCUAUUUGUCAUUUGAAAAUUGACUUUUCAGAUUUUUCCUUAAUUUAAAUUCAAAAUUUUUUAUCUAAAAGCACUUGUCCUCAGGGAUAUAAAAUGAGGCUUGUGCUAUACUCUUAUAUCCCAUUAAUGAUUUAUAUCCUAAAUAG
Blepharisma stoltei is the source of this 934-nucleotide messenger RNA. The record is from the annotation of a GenBank genome assembly. Lineage: Eukaryota; Ciliophora; Heterotrichea; Heterotrichida; Blepharismidae.